Messenger RNA from Chara braunii, 986 nucleotides. The record is from the annotation of a GenBank genome assembly. Lineage: Eukaryota; Viridiplantae; Streptophyta; Charophyceae; Charales; Characeae.
GGCCGAUGAUCACGUGGAGACGGACUGUCCUKGCCUCAGGCGAGCAAUAGAAGAAGGACUUGUUGUACUUGAUGAUCGCAAAUACGUCAAGUGGGCAGAUAAUCUUGGGGACGUGUCAAUGUUCCCUUCGAUGAAGGAGAACGUUGAGGCCAGGCGUGUACGACCAAGUAAGGGUAAAGAGGUGGCAAGGAGCCAGAGUGUGCGAUUUAGUUUGCCUUCGGAUAAUGGGGCGCCGACGACACCUAUACGGGUAGCGACGACUAAGUCUGCAAGGACGUCGUCCUCUAAGAAGGCUGACACGGAUUACGUGAUGCCAGAGAAGGAUGAGCAGAGGAUUGAAAGAGAGGAAGUUGUACUUUCGCCGCGUAAGCGUGGGGCCCGGAAGUUUACUAUGAAGAGCACCUUGAACGAUAUCGAUACAGUAGAGCCUCUCAGAYGCGCGCUUAGGCAACCAAUGAAGUGCACGACACUUGAGUACUUGGCGGCUUUGAGACCCGCGCGGGAUGAGCUACAGAUGAUCACGCGCAAGACGAGUAUUCCUCUGGGAGACGAAGUCCAGAUAACUUUCAAAUCGGAGGUACCCUCGGUGGCGGUAUCGAGGGUGUGCACGAAGACAGAGCGCGCAACAACAGUGUAUUUAAAUGGAAUGGAAGGUGUGCCUCCUGACAAGUUUUACAUAUUAGGGAGUGGGACAGUAGAGACCAUUCUCAACGACGACGUCGUCCUCCAUGCGGUGAUUGACAAUGGCAGCGAAGCUGUCAUCAUAGAUGAGGAGCUCGUUGUGCGAUUAGGGUUGGACCUCGACAGGUCUUACCUGUUCAAGAUAGAGACAGUCGAUGAAAGAAAGCAGAAGAUCUCCGGGGUCUGUCACAAGGCGUCCAUUGAGGUCGAAGGAUUGCGCGUGUUGAUGUCUUAUAGGUAGUCAAUGAACCUGUCUCCCUACCAUAUGAGAGGAGAGACAGGUUCAUCAUCUCGCACCAGUCUUU